CAUAGGUUGAUGGAGCAGACGGGAGGGGGGGAAUGAAAUAAUAAAAACAUUUACGUGCGGUUUACGUGCGUUUCUCCUCGCUGCUCCCGUGUGAGACGAAUUCCGAGAGUAAAGGAGGGAGGGUGCUCUGCUGCAGCUCACCGACUUAUCUUUGUCACGACAGCUGUGCGCGCAGGCGGGCGGGUCCUGCAAAUCUUUUUUCUCUCAACCACCACCUGAAGGUCUGCAUCAGUUGGAGUAAAAAUUCCCGACUGUAUACCAGAAGAUGGAAGGAAAGGAAAAGCAGGUAACAGGUUAUCUCCUGUUCUCUCUCGGCACGGCUGUCAUCGGAUCUCUGCAGUUUGGUUACAACACGGGAGUCAUCAACGCUCCGGAGCAGAAACUGCGAUCUUUCUUCAACGAUACCUGGGUAGAGCGUUAUGGCGUGCCCAUCACGCCGGGGGUCUGCACCAUCGUCUGGAGCGUCUCCGUCGCCAUCUUCAGUGUGGGCGGCAUGGUGGGCUCCUUCAGCGUGGGCGUCAUGGCAAACCGUUUUGGCAGGCGUCGCUCCAUGUUCCUGGUGAACAGCCUGGCGGUGAUCGGUGGCCUCCUCAUGGGCUUCUCCACCAUCUGCUCGUCCUAUGAGAUGGUGAUCGCCGGUCGCCUGGUCAUCGGCCUCUUCUGCGGUCUCUUCACCGGCCUGACCCCCAUGUAUGUGGGCGAGGUGUCACCCACGCCCCUCCGUGGGGCCUUCGGCACUCUCCACCAGCUCGGUGUGGUGGUGGGCAUCCUGAUCGCUCAGAUCUUUGGUCUGGAGGCUCUGCUGGGCUCAGCCAAGCUGUGGCCCCUGCUGCUGUCCCUCACGGUGGCCCCGGCUGUGCUGCAGUGCAUCCUGCUGCCCUUCUGUCCAGAGAGCCCUCGCUUCCUGCUCAUCAACCUGAAACAGGAGGAGGAAGCACGCAAAGCGCUGGUGCGCCUGCGCGGUAGCGAGAACGUGAGCAAAGACCUGCAGGAGAUGAAGGAGGAGAGCGCCAAGAUGGCCAUGGAGAAGAAGGUGACCAUCCUCGAGCUCUUCCGCUCGCCGGCGUAUCGACAGCCACUCCUCAUCGCCGUCAUGCUGCAGCUCUCCCAGCAGCUGUCAGGGAUCAACGCUGUGUUCUACUACUCGACGGGCAUCUUUGAGUCAGCCGGCGUGAAGCAGCCCAUCUACGCCACCAUCGGAGCAGGCAUCGUCAAUGUCGUCUUCACCGUGGUUUCUCUCUUCCUGGUGGAGAAGGCGGGACGAAGGACGCUGCACCUCCUGGGAUUGGGAGGAAUGGCGAUCAGCGCUGUGCUCAUGACCAUCUCCCUCCUGCUGAAGGACAUUCCCGUUAUGAGCUACAUGGCCAUCGUCGCCGUCAUGCUGUUCGUGGCCAUGUUUGAGAUGGGCCCCGGUCCCAUCCCGUGGUUCAUUGUGGCCGAGCUGUUCUCCCAGGGGCCCCGCCCCGCCGCCAUGGCUGUGGCCGGAUGCUGCAACUGGACGGCCAACUUCCUGGUUGGAAUGAGCUUCCCCAAACUAGUGGAGUGGUGCGGGCCUUGGGUCUUCCUCAUCUUCACGGCCUUCCUCGUCCUCUUUUUCAUCUUCACCUACCUCAAAGUCCCGGAGACGAGGGGCAAGACCUUCGACGAGAUCGCCCGCAGUUUCGGCAGCCCGCCUCCCAACUCCUCGUUUGUGGAGGACCCACCCGCCAGCGCCAGCACCGCCACAACACUCCCCUCCUCUCCGGUGAAGGAGAAGGUCCCGUUGGUGGAGGCGGCGGUGCCGGCGCCGGCGGCAGCUCAGCCUCCCGCCUCUGAAAGCGCGCCUCUUGAGGAUAAAGCAAACUCGACGGCGCAGGAGAGUGUAGAGCAGCUGUAGAUUGAGUUUUAAUGGGUUUUAACAGAAGGAGGAAUCACAGAGAUUUUAAUAUAAACUAGAGCUACCGAGAACAACAGCAUCAUCAACUUAUAGGCUUUGACCUUCAAAAUGUCAUGCUUUCUGCUUUCCUCUUUAGACUUUUUCCUCCUUCUUUUAAAUCCUCCGUCCCGUCACUGUUAAAGGGAAGCUCUCACUGUACACCACUACAGAUUUAACCUACUGUACAUUCCUAGGAAUUAAGCUACAUUCAUUCAAAGGGUGAGUCUUUUGCAAGACAGCCGUGUGUCUAGUCAGGGUGACGCUUUUGUCCAACACGGCAAAAUUCCCAGGCUGUGUUAAAGGAGCGCUGCUACUACCGGGUCCAGGUCAAAGGUCCAUCGCUGCAGAGUGUGCUGACUAGGACGCAUGCCUUUGUGCAUGUGUUUCCAGACGCGGAUUGGGACGAUGCAAAUUCUCGUGUUCCUGUUUUUAAAGUGUAGACGGGUGUUUUAGUGAGUACUUUAGUGCAGUAUACCUUUGUAGUUUCAUCCAGUGAUGUUUAACUAUCAUUCUUGGUGUUUUUUCGGAAAGUGUACUCAAAUCACAGGUCUAAGAAAAGGGAUUCUUAAAAUGUUCGCUCCGCCUUCAGCCGUCGACUAUGAGCUUUUCUUUUAGCAAUGCCAAAGUUCUGAACUCUCGGUGAACACACGUCGCCUCAGAUGUUUCCUCUGGUUGUUAACUUCAGGGUGAGAAGAUGAGCAGCCGGAGUUUAUUUUUAUUUUUCCUGCUUGUUGUUGGAUUAUCAGCUGAUGAAGUCCAGUUCUACAUUUAUUACAUUAUUUCUUUUUAAAUUGAUGUUUGUUAAAAAAAAAAAAUCAUGAACUCGUCAUUGGUUGAAUUUCUAUUGUGAUUUAUGAAGAGGUAAAUAUAUAGAGGCCAAAAUACGUUGUUAAACCUUAAUAUUGCUUUACUGUAUUGGAACAAUGAUGGUAAACUCAUGACUGUGACGGGGACCUGUGGACAAAAAGAUGUCUGAAUUGUUUUAAUGUAGAUUACAGUCGGGUAACGAGCAAUAUACAUUUUAUUUUGUCCAUGAAGCGAUGAGUAUUUAUUACCUUAGAAAUAGAUUUUUGGAUAAAGUAUAUAAUUAUAAUACAUUAAAGCUAGUUAAGAAUCAUAAUGCUUUCCAGCCCCGAGUGAAGGAAAGAGUCUGCAGUGAGCUCUACCUGCUGUGGUGGAUCUCGUUUCUCUCUAUUUAGAUGCACUUUGUUAACAAGCAGCAAAACGAGCAUUAGAGCCACAAUCACUAAACUGUAUUCACCCGAGACACUGCGUGUACGUCUGGCCAAGCUGUCGUUAGAGUAGAGUCGUAUAAGAUGUGCAAUCGAUAAAGAAACUGCAGCUUGAACACUGUAGGAGCUGACAAUGAAAAAAGGAAACUAAAGGGGAAGUGCUAAUACUGUAUACACAACAUUUUAAUGGAAGAACAACUUGAACAAUUCCUGUCGUUUCAUUAGAAUAACUAAUGUGGCUGAUUCAUAUUUACAGGGAGAAAUGGCAAUCAACGUUGUGUUGACCUCAUGAUAAUACGAGAUAAUCGUUUAGUUUGUUAAAUCAAAACGUGUCAUUCCAAAAGGAGAUAUCCUCCUUUAAAUAAAUGACUGGCAGCACAAUAUUAAUAAGUCAUGGUAGCUUCAUAACAUCAAUCUGAGGCACCUUGAAUUUAACAGAUGAAAGUUUAGUCUUCAAAUAAUAUUCAAAAUCAGAGUUGAUCUUUGGCGAGAAUCACAAUUCUGCCUUCAAGUCUUAUUAUUUUCAGAUACUACGUUAUUAUGAGGUAUUUAGUCAAAGCAUUGAGAACAUUUCUCAUUAUUUUGAGAGAUGAGCUUCCAUAGAAACAUGUUAAUGUAUCGUUUGUGAGUGAAUCAGAGGCUUCCGCUGCGUUUCUGGCUUUGUCCGUCGGUCCAGACGUUCUCUACGUCGUGACGCUUUCUCUCAACAGUCGGCCAUGUUGUCAACAUUUACAUAUUUAUGCAUCACCAACAUUGCAUUACGUACAGUGUGUUUGUUUGGUGUGUAAGUGUAUGACACAAAGUAUAUUUUCUAUAUUUUGUAGUGACUGUAGCUGUGAAAAUAGCUUUUUAAAACGACAGUAAUUCACGCUGCACUUUGAAAACAUGUUUAUUUAUUCACGCUUUAUUUAUUUUUUGGGGAAGAUAUUAGUCUGUGGUUGACGCCAGGUUGUUUCAUCUGUUUCAAACCCUUGUGGACAAUAUAAGAUAACUGGUUUGUCAAAAACCUGCCCGGUAACGAGUGAAUCAGGGAUUACAAAUGAAUCUCACACACUUCAGUGGCAGACUGGUUUGGUUUGAGAUUUGGUGACUUGACAUCCAGAUUAUAGAUGUUUUUGGAGUUUGAACGAGUCGAGACAAAUAAUAAUAACAUUGUCUUUCAACUGCAAACCUGUCUGGUGUGAACGCACUCUCAAAGACAAAGGGAAUUCAGCGAAUCAACCAUAGCCAUCUACUUUAUGCAUACAAAGAUAUAGAAGAGUAUUCAUUUGUAAAUAUGUAUUUUUAAAAAAAGAUUACUAUUUCUAUGUUGACCUGCAUGGUGACACGUGUGUGUUGGGAUUAUUCUUCCUUUGGGGUGCAUGUGUUUGUUGUGUAGGGCGGGACAUUUAGGGGAAUACCUCUUUACAUCUGUAGCUGUUUCUUCUGUGAACAAGAUCACUGACUGACACUUCCGUCUCCUCUCUUUUCAUUUCCACGUCUUUCUCAUCACUCACUCACAGCCGUGUACGUUUAUCUGUGCGCCUGAUCAGAUCACACUCAGAGCUGCUGACAGCAGUUGAUUUAUUUCAGGUUUUUAACAGUGUGAAGAGCCGAGGAGUGAACCCCAAAGUCAGCGUCUUUUCACUUCAAACCGCUUCUUCUUCAGCCGAAUAUGGCUGCUGAUUAAAUCUGCAACAAAUACAAACUUCUGCUUUCAAACCCGGCUCUGAAAUGAACCACUUAGUGUCACAGGCUUGUCUCACAAUCAACACGCUUUGGCUGAUCGUUUGUUUGUGUAUUAUUUGUUUGCUCCUGAUCCGUGUGUUACAGUUGUGUGAGUAAAUGUUUGGGUAUAUCGCGUACUGUAAGUCUGCUGUUUGUGCCUCUCUGCAGCUCACAGACUGUUAUUCUGUGUGUGUGACCGGAGGGCUUUUAGACUCAAACAACCAUCGUCUGUACGCUUUGCUGUUCGGCAGCAGGUGACUGAGACGAGACUCCGUUACUGUCAGGAUGUACUAACUCGACUCUGCUCAUGAGUUUUGGGUGAUUAACCGCAGCUUUGGUUUGUGUAAUGUGAUGGACAUGAGCUGGUAACCACUGUAGCUUCAGUGUGAAUAUUUCUCUCUGUGCCACGCUUCCCAACUGUUUCUGUUUCACCUGUGUUUGUAUUGUACAUAGCAGAUAUAAUGUUGUUAAAUAAAAUAGUCAUCAUGUCACGACACAUGGUGUGAAUGUGUA
Molecule: messenger RNA, 5367 nt
Organism: Anarrhichthys ocellatus (wolf-eel)
Lineage: Eukaryota; Metazoa; Chordata; Actinopteri; Perciformes; Anarhichadidae
Product: solute carrier family 2, facilitated glucose transporter member 1-like
Exons: 11
Coding region: 266-1876 (536 amino acids)
Biological process (GO): dehydroascorbic acid transport; response to insulin
Cellular component (GO): apical plasma membrane; plasma membrane; basolateral plasma membrane
Molecular function (GO): D-glucose transmembrane transporter activity
Source: RefSeq, a predicted model, not a curated record